Messenger RNA from Lycium barbarum (goji berry), 1187 nucleotides. RefSeq lists its product as uncharacterized. The record is from RefSeq and is a predicted model, not a curated record. Bases 1 to 534 code for a protein of 177 amino acids. The transcript is spliced from 2 exons. NCBI's taxonomy places the organism in Eukaryota, Viridiplantae, Streptophyta, Magnoliopsida, Solanales, Solanaceae.
AUGAACAAACGUGAUAAGUGGAAACGGUUGUCAUUGUAUGCACAAGCUGUGUUUUUAACAACAAUGGCUGAAGCUGAAGCACAAAAUGAAGGCUCGGUUAUCGAGGCACGGAACAGAGCCUCUGUGAAGGUGACAUGUGUCGUCUUCACACCGGUGAUGCCACAGGUAUUUGUUGAAGCGCCGAAAGCAAACCAUGUCGUAACGUUCUACAAAAUUGCGUUUCGUGCUGUGGAAAUGACACAUGUCAACAAUCCGAAAAGGAAGGCAGAGGUAGAGAUACCAUUGACUCCCUUUGUUGAACUUAAGCUUGGCACACUUUCUUUCCUUGUUGCUUAUCUUACUGAUGAAGACUCUACUACUCCUAUGGCGACUGCUUUGACUGGUUGUGUUUUCUGCUUGGAGACUAAGGAUGUUGAUGCUGCUAAAGCCAAGGCUGUUUCUGCUGAUGCUUGUUGCUGUGGGCGUGCUAGAAAGCUGAAGGAUCCUUAUGGCAAUGUCAAGAUGAUCUGCUCUGCAGUGAAAAAUUCCAAGUAAUCAUCGAGGAAACUAAACUCUUGUUUAGCGCUUUUACUACUUUGAAUGAAAUUCCGAUUAUCUCAUGUUGAUGAAAAAACUCUCAUAUUAAAUCUAGUUAGGUAUUAAUGGGUUAGUUUUUUGAAGAAGGAGGUGCAGUGUGGCAUAUUGUUGAUUUUGAACAGUGAAAAAAAAUUAUUUCAUAAAAAUAAAUGAAAAAAAUAUUCAAGAAUAUUUAAAGAAUAUUACAUAAAGAAAAUACAGGACAAGUAGUAAUGGCAGCAUGCAGGACACAGUGAUCAAUGAAAAUUCACUCAAAAAUAUAACGAGAUUGAUGAGUUCUCGAUCAUUAUUUCUCAUUUAAUAGGCACUUAUGUGACGCAAAGUAAGAUUGGUCCGCCAUUAAACACACACACACACAAAAAAAAAAAAAAAAAAAAAAUGGUUAAGAAAAAUAUCAAAAACAAAAAUAUAAAAUCUACUGCCAUCUUCAACUUGGGUACUCCUUCCAUUGAUACUCUCCAAACCUUUUUGGACUUUCAGGAAAUGAAUUUUGAUUUAAAAAAAAAUAACAAUUUAUCUUUCUAAAGGAGAAAUGAACUAAAUUUGUGAAAGUUGUUUAAUUUUUCAAAAGUGAAGUCUUGCAAUAAUUAAAUUUUCCUUCUUCUUCGCUU